AGAAACAAGCAAGAAAUAGUCAUUAACUGCCCGAAAGAUGCUUUCAAAUCUCAUUAACCUACGAAAGCACAGCAUGAAUGAAACUUCUUUUAUUCUCUCUUUUUAGGGAGAAGAAAAGAAGGAGAGUAGUGGAGCUGACUGAGAAGUUAGUGAUGAAUUGGUAGAACUGGCGGAAGGUUUGAGGUUACCAGACAGGAGGAAGGUUAACGUUAGCUAGCUCAAGAAGCUAAUCUGAUAGUUGUAAAGAGAGUACACUGACUCUAGGCUACGGACAAUAAAACAAUGACUAGUUGGACAUGAGUAGCUAACACGUCUAUUCAGUAAAACAUUCAUGGCAUAGUUUACCUCUAUGCAAAGAUGGUGGUUGAUGGAGGCAGUGGACGCACCUGUGAGUGGGAGGGGCGGUGGAACCAUAUCAAAAAGUUUCUGGAAAGGUCUGGGCCCUUCACGCAUCCUGACUUUGAACCUAGCACAGAGUCUUUGCAGUUUAUGUUAGAAACCUGCAAAAUCCUGGUCAUUGGUGCUGGUGGUCUGGGAUGUGAGCUGCUGAAAGACCUGGGUUUAUCAGGCUUUUGUAACAUUCAUGUUGUUGACAUGGACACCAUUGAUUUGUCAAACCUGAAUCGACAGUUCCUCUUCAGGCCAAAAGAUGUCGGUCGGCCCAAGGCGGACGUUGCAGCUGAUUUCAUCAACAGCCGCAUACCUGGGUGCUGUGUAGUCCCACAUUUUAAGAAAAUUCAAGACUUAGAUGAAACAUUCUACAGACAAUUCCAUAUCAUUGUCUGUGGACUGGACUCUAUAGUUGCCAGGAGGUGGAUGAAUGGUAUGCUGCUGUCUUUACUGGUGUAUGAGGAUGGAGUCUUAGACCCAGGUUCCAUCAUUCCUCUAAUUGAUGGUGGGACCGAAGGCUUUAAGGGCAAUGCCAGAGUCAUUCUCCCUGGCAUGACCGCCUGCAUCGACUGUACCCUUGAGCUUUACCCUCCUCAGAUCAACUUCCCCAUGUGUACAAUAGCCUCCAUGCCUCGAUUGCCAGAACAUUGCAUUGAGUAUGUCCGGGUGCUGCUUUGGCCCAAAGAGACACCCUUUGGAGAUGGUGUGAUCCUGGAUGGGGAUGACCCAGAGCACAUCCAGUGGGUGUACCAGAGAUCCCUGGAGAGGGCAGCAGAUUUCCACAUAACAGGAGUCACAUACAGACUAACCCAGGGUGUUGUAAAGAGGAUAAUUCCAGCUGUCGCGUCUACAAAUGCUGUCAUAGCUGCUGCUUGCGCAACUGAGGUUUUCAAAAUAGCAUCAAGUGCCUAUAUACCUCUUAAUAACUACAUGGUCUUCAAUGACGUUGACGGGCUGUACACCUACACUUUUGAAGCAGAACGAAAGGAAAACUGUUCAGCCUGCAGCCAGGUACCUCUGGACUUGCACUUUUCUCCAUCUUCCAAACUCCAGGAGAUGUUGGACUACCUGACUGAGAGUGCCUCCCUACAAAUGAAAUCCCCUGCUAUAACCGCAACAGUGGAAGGAAAGAACAAAACAUUAUAUUUACAGUCUGUCGCUUCAAUUGAACAGAGGACACGGCCAAAUCUGUCCAAAACCCUGAAGGAGCUGGGGCUGACUGACGGACAAGAGCUCGCUGUAGCUGAUGUCACCACACCCCAGACCAUGUUGUUCAGACUCUGCUUUACCUCAUAGGAUAAACUCAAGCACUCCCACACAAGCAGUUGAUGUCAUUCUUGUUUCUUGGCCAACUAUAACUUGAUGCAGAAUAUUUAAAAUGGCCUAAAAACUAGAACCGUUUAAAGUGUAUUCAUUCACAGUGUAAACGAACAGUGUAAUUUCAUCGUUUUAAUGUACUUAUUGACUAAAGUUAAUGUAUUGCACUGAAAAGCCAAAAUCAUAGUUCAUACCUUCUCAUCUUUUGGUGAUACAUUGCUUGCAAAUGUCGAGGAUUUCGGCAUUCGUGUGUUAUUUGCACUACAACCUGAAGCGUGCUACGUGCAAACAAAGAGACAUAAAUUGGUUACUUCGGGAAAUAUAUUCUGUACAUGUUCUAGUUUUAAAUAUUUUGAAUAUUUAUUUAUUCCAACAGUUUUUUAGUUGCAGAAACCACUGAAGUGGUAAUCGACAGACACUGAUAAUGAUGUGUGACCUGGAAUAAAAAUGUUUUUCUUACAAA
Messenger RNA from Sander lucioperca (pikeperch), 2170 nucleotides. RefSeq names its product ubiquitin-like modifier activating enzyme 3 (gene uba3). Lineage: Eukaryota; Metazoa; Chordata; Actinopteri; Perciformes; Percidae. Gene Ontology annotation, cellular component: nucleus; cytoplasm. Bases 358 to 1686 code for a protein of 442 amino acids. The transcript is spliced from 17 exons. Gene Ontology annotation, molecular function: NEDD8 activating enzyme activity. The record is from RefSeq and is a predicted model, not a curated record. Gene Ontology annotation, biological process: protein neddylation.